AUGGUUUCAAGCGUGACCAGAUGUGCUUUAGCAAGAGAAGCUCUGCACUUGCUUCAUGAGAGGAAAGAUGGAUAUGACAUUGUCAUCAGUGAUGUCAACAUGCCUGACGUGGAUGUGAUGUCUGUUGAUGGAGAAAAAAGAUGGCUUAUGAGAGGUGUUCAACAUGGAGCCUGUGAUUAUCUUCUUAAGCCAAUACGAAUGAAAGAGCUUCGGAAUAUAUGGCAGCAUGCAUUCAGAAAGAAAAUUCUUGAAGAAAUGGAAACUAUGCAAAUGACUAUAAAUGGACUAGAUCAGCUCAACAAUGGCUUGUUUUGUGGAGAAGAUCUGACUUCAAUCAAGAAAAGAAAAGAAAAGAUACUGAAAGCAAACAUGAUCACAGAUAUCCUGCUACAAAUUUUGAGUCAAAGCGAAGUUGGUCCAAAGAAAAUCCUCGACUUGAUGAGUGUCCCAUGGUUGACAAGAGAAAAUGUUGCACGCCACUUGGAGGUAUUCCUUGCUGAAAAAUACCUACACUAUUUGAGUAGAUUGGAGAGGGAAGAAGAGCUGAAAACUUGCGUUGGUGGGAUAAAGCAUUCAGACUCACCCGUGACAGGUUAUGUUACCAUUAGUACUCAGAACUUGAUCAACAUGCAACAUCUUGAUGUUAAAAAGCGCAACUGUGGAUUUCCAGGCACUGGUUUACAAGUCCAAAAUAUGGAGCCUAGAAACCAUGGCAGCGAGGCAAAGUUAAGAUUUAUGCAGAACGCAAAAGAACUUUAG
Molecule: messenger RNA, 759 nt
Organism: Manihot esculenta (cassava)
Lineage: Eukaryota; Viridiplantae; Streptophyta; Magnoliopsida; Malpighiales; Euphorbiaceae
Product: two-component response regulator ARR11
Exons: 6
Coding region: 1-759 (252 amino acids)
Biological process (GO): cytokinin-activated signaling pathway; phosphorelay signal transduction system
Source: RefSeq, a predicted model, not a curated record